AUGCGCCCAGCAACGCGCGAGGAGUUCGAAGUUGCGAUUAUCUGCGCUCUGCCGCAUGAGGCCGACGCCGUGGAAGCCUCAUUCGAUGAAACUUAUGACAGCCAAAGUCGCUACUACGGCAAGCGCUCUGGUGAUACCAAUGUCUAUGUGAAUGUAUGGGCAAAGGAAGCGUCGCAGCUGUCGCGUCGAAUCCCCGGAUGGGUUACCCCGGCCCUUGUGGCCGGGAUCUGUGGCGCUGUGCCAGUUUCUAGAGAACGCAUCAAAAUUUCUCUUGGGGAUAUCAUCAUCAGUGAUAGCCUCAUCGAAUAUGAUUUCGGGCGGCAGUACCCCGAUGGGUUCCAGAGAAAGAGCGAUGCCAAGUCCACGUUGGGGAGGCCUUCGCGUGAAAUACGAACUAUCCUCUCCAGUCUCCAAACAGCUGAAAUAGGCGACCAGUUUCGAGAGCGGAUUCAUUACCAUUUGAAGGCUCUCCAGGCACAAAAGCCUGUUUGGCGGGAUCCUAGUACCUCUUCUCAUGAACACACGGACGAGCCUCUAAGGGGAACGGAUAGCAGCACUUUGCAAGGCGGGGUCGAUGAGGACACUACCCGGCCUCUUGUUCACAUUGGAACCAUGGCAUCUGGGGAUACCGUAAUGAAGUCCGAUAGACACCGUAAUAGACUUGCACAUGUGGAGGGUAUCAUAGGCUUUGAAAUGGAGGGGGCUGGUGUUUGGGAUAGUUUCCCUUGUCUAAUUAUCAAGGGCGUGUGCGACUAUGCCGACAGCUAG
Messenger RNA from Aspergillus affinis, 768 nucleotides. Its product is annotated as 5'-methylthioadenosine/S-adenosylhomocysteine nucleosidase family protein. The record is from RefSeq and is a predicted model, not a curated record. Bases 1 to 768 code for a protein of 255 amino acids. Gene Ontology annotation, biological process: nucleoside metabolic process. The transcript is spliced from 3 exons. NCBI's taxonomy places the organism in Eukaryota, Fungi, Ascomycota, Eurotiomycetes, Eurotiales, Aspergillaceae. Gene Ontology annotation, molecular function: catalytic activity.